Molecule: messenger RNA, 1602 nt
Organism: Trichomycterus rosablanca
Lineage: Eukaryota; Metazoa; Chordata; Actinopteri; Siluriformes; Trichomycteridae
Gene: rgp1
Product: GP1 homolog, RAB6A GEF complex partner 1
Exons: 9
Coding region: 104-1264 (386 amino acids)
Biological process (GO): retrograde transport, endosome to Golgi
Cellular component (GO): Golgi membrane; Ric1-Rgp1 guanyl-nucleotide exchange factor complex
Source: RefSeq, a predicted model, not a curated record
CGCGGGUCGGUCGUCUUCCAAACUGUUUAUUUUAAAUUUAUUUCCUCCUGUAACGGAUAAAUUUCAGUUCAAGAGUUAAGACAUUUUCACAACUUCAACCAAGAUGAUAGAAGUGGUGGCCUCCAUGGCUCGGGGGCCUGUGUUUCUGGCCGGAGAGAUGCUGGAAUGUCACAUCACCUUUACUAACCCGAUGUCCCACCUCUCUACCAGUGCGAGCAGUGAGAUGCUUGCAUGGGCAAGUGCUCAGAUCCACUGCCAGUUUCAUGCCAGCGAGAACCGGGUGGCUCUACCAACUCAGGGCACCAAGCAGGAUGUGCAGGCUGAGAACGACACUGUACUUAUCCCCAGCAGAGGAGAGAGAGGACAGUGCAUGCUGGACACUCCUCCAAAGAUUCUGUUCUGUGACCUUCGGCUAGACCCUGGAGAGAGCAAAACCUACUCUUAUAGUGAACUUGUUCCCACGGACGGGCCUCCAAGUUUUCGAGGUCAGGCGGUGAAAUAUGUGUACAAGCUGACAAUUGGCUGUCAGAGAGUGAACUCUCCCAUCAAGCUCCUGCGUGUUCCCUUCAGAGUGCUUGUGCUGCAUGGCAUGCCAGAGCCCCCUUUUCUACAGGAUGAGGAGGUAUCACCCACAAACCCUUUUCUGGAAGAGGAGGAGGGAGGGAGGAGAGACACAGGACCACUGGAGCGAGCACUAGACAUGCUGAUGACCACCACAUCACGCCGCUGUCCACAUCUGUUUAACAUUACCAACAUGCGAGGGAAGGUGGCCAAGUUCUGUAUCUUUAAGACUGUAUACAGACUAGGAGAGGAUAUUGUUGGCACAUUCACUUUUUCAGCAGGAGAUAUUCCAUGUUUACAGUACUCAGUGAGUCUACAGAGUGAGGAGGAGGUUCAUGAGCAGUAUCAGAGACGGCCAGCUCAGGCGGUCAGUGUUACCGGUCAUGGUCGACAUCUGGAGUCCUGCUUGCACACUGCCUCCAGCUACUUCUCUCUGCCUGUUCCCCUUAAUGUAACUCCUGGCUUCAGCACAGAUAUUGUAACGUUAAGGUGGCGUCUACAUUUUGAGUUUGUUACCGCGAGAGAACCUGUGGAGCUGCCCACCGUCCUUCAGAACCAGGCAGAAGUCACUGUGUGGACAGGUGCAGAACACGUGGACGUGGACACCUUCAGUUGGGACCUACCAAUCAAAGUGCUCCCCACCAAUCCUGCGCUAGUUUCCUAUGUUUCCCAGUUUACAGGGACCAACAGCAUCAAUAUCUGAUUUAAGAGUGCAUUUAUAGAUCUUAAACCAAGACAGUUUGGUGCGUGUUUAUCUUUUUCAUCUGGAUUUCCAGAUCCAAACCAGAAGCUUCUGGUCAUUUUAUUUCUUUUUAUCUUUGGCAGGGAGUCUGUGAAAUGUGUAUAUGUCAAGCUAAGCUAAACCCUUUUAACAUUUCAGACAUGACCAAACCAGAUCUGUUUCAUAUUUAUUGUUUUUCAGCUCUAUUGCUCUAUUUUUAUAUGCAAAUGCUUCUAAUCCUCAGUGUACUUUUUCUGUUUGUGAAAAGCUGGUUCUCUAUUUUAAAAAGGCAAAUAAAAAAGUGGAAUCACACUAAUCAA